This is a messenger RNA of Odontomachus brunneus, 9428 nucleotides long. RefSeq lists its product as uncharacterized. The coding region runs from base 408 to 8129 and encodes 2573 amino acids. Gene Ontology annotation, biological process: proteolysis. The transcript has 11 exons. Lineage: Eukaryota; Metazoa; Arthropoda; Insecta; Hymenoptera; Formicidae. The record is from RefSeq and is a predicted model, not a curated record. Gene Ontology annotation, molecular function: protein binding; serine-type endopeptidase activity. Gene Ontology annotation, cellular component: membrane.
CGGACUUCAGAGACUCCAAAGUCCGCGUCCGUCGUAGGGGAAGUGGAUCGCGCGCUGGCAGUUGGUGUCUCGGCAGUUCGCGAUUUCCCGCGUUCCCUUCGUCAUUAUCGUUUAAACGGUUCUCCGUGAAUUUACGUUCCAACCUUCUCGCCUCUCAACCGUCGCUCUUUCUUACUUCCACCUUGUCUGUCGUCGCGGACCGAUCGCGAGUGAGAUCACGUGCACGAUUUUGGGAUUUCGACGAGACCGCGUACAUUAUAAGUGUAACGAGAGACCAUUCGUGUCGAGAUCGGUGUGCUAUGGGGAUCUAGGAACGCUCGUAAGGAAGCGAGACGCAUGACAGACGAUACCGGGCGGGCGUUAUCAGCAGGUGAGGGCUCAGUAGCUUUGGGCGACGCGAACGAGAGAUGUCGGGUGCCGGUGGCACGGAGAACCCGGCGUUCGCCGGCGAGAAUGAGUGCGACGCCAAGUUGGAGAACGGCGGCCAACAGCAAGUGACCUUGGACCAGGAUCACAAGACCUCCUCGUCGACGGACAAUGCGCCGACGGAGAACGGCCACCAGCGAUCCUACGUCUCGCAGCACUACGUGGAGCCGGUCAAGCCGAGCUCGGAGCCGUGCUACAAGACGGAAACGAGGAUCGAACUGCCGGCCGAUAACACGGAGAAAAGCUCGCCGGACCCGAAGCUCAACGGCGUCCAUGGAAACGGCAACAACAACGACGCCAGCUUCCUCAACAACAGCGCCACGAGCGUGCAGGUCAACGAAUCUGGGAAGAAGGAGCAGAUCGAGGCCGUAAACCUGGAACUAGUCUCGAUGAGGCCAUUCACGGGCAGCAAUAUCCAGACGAAAGGUCAGGAAGCCUGCGAGGUACCAGCUGAUCCUUACGAGGAGUACUUCGUGCCGGUUAACGAGCAUCGAAAGUACAUCAGCAGGGGACCCGAGGCCGAGGUUGAAACGACCGUAGCUGGAGUGCGUUUUGAUUUGGGUCCCGGCGUCGGCCGCGAGGGACUCAGCCUGAGAGACCCUGCCGCCGGACUGGUCGACUAUUCCCACUGGCUGACAGCCCUCAGAGGUGAAAAACUUUACGUCACGAAAGAUAAGAGGUCCCGGAACUCGUACUGGAGAAGAAUGGCCUGGGGAUGCGGAUUGCUGGUCCUACUGAUUGCCGUGAUCAUCGCCAUUUUAGCCGCAACUGGCGUAAUUCUAACGCAAGAGGCUACGGAACCCUUGGAGACCGUGCCACAGGAAAGCGACAUUCAUCAUCCCAAUGACGUGAAGACAGCGGGCAGGCAAGAAUUCGUGAAGAAUCCACCGUCGAGUCCACCGCCUUUAACCUCAAGUUUUCCGCCGUGGCCGACGACAGAUGAAAUGGAAUACCAAACUGUCCCCAACGCUUUGGAUGGAAUUAUGCAACUCAUCGACUUCAAGUGGAGCGAGGACUUGAGCGAUAGCAAGUCGCGGGUGUACAGACAAGUGAGCGGUGAGAUAGAGCAGCAUCUGAAGAGCAUGCUGCAGCCGACGGACAGCAGCGCGUCCGUGGUCAAAGUGUACGAUAUCAACGAACAAGGCGAAGUAAAGUUCAGAAUAAGUCACCCGACUUUGUCCACUCCUCAGAAGACUCAAGAAAAUAUUGAAGAAGCUUUGCGGCAAAAUGGCAACAUGAUCGGACAGUAUCAUUUGAGCAGGCUUCAAGUGGGAAAGCUUAUUGAUCAAUGUGAAAGCGGCAACGUCGGGUGCGCCGAAAGUUGCAAAUUCGAUUACACUACUGGUACAUUCACGUGCACCUGUGGCGCUGGGAAGAUGCUAGGUCAAGACGGCAAGACAUGCGUGGACGAUAAUGAUUUGAGUAACGUCGAAAUGGAAGACAUAAUACCAACAUCAAGCACAGAAUCAACGAACGAUUUCGUUCAAGGUAGAAGCAGAGGCCCCGGCACGGAACACUUUGAACCAAGAUAUCCUGAUAAUUGGGAAAAUACAGAAUUCAAGACAGGAUUGGCUGGAACAGAUACGUCUACAUCGGAGCCCGCAUCGGUGACGGAUCACAUUUUCGAGAAUGAUGAUCCUCACUGGCAUCAUGAGCAUGUGCAUCAUUCAAUAGAAACAAGCUCUGAAGCGGAGACUCCUGUCAAAGUAUCGCCUACCGCAGAGCCAACAGCACAGUCGUUCGUGCCUAUAGUUGAACCAGAAUCCUCCGCUGAACCAGAGCCCUCCGCUGAACUAGAGCCUUCAGCUGAACCAGAGCCCUCUGCUGAACCAGAGCCUUCUGCUGAACCAGAGCCCUCCGCUGAACCAGAGCCCUCCGCUGAACCAGAGCCCUCCGCUGAACCAGAGCCCUCCGCUGAACCAGAGCCUUCUGCUGAGCCAGAACCAGCUGCAGAGCCAGAACCUGCUGCUGAACCAGAGCCUUCUGCUGAGCCAGAACCAGCUGCAGAGCCAGAACCUGCUGCUGAACCAGAGCCAUCUGUCGAGCCAGAACCUACAACUGAACCAAAGUCAGUUUCUGAACUGGAGUUUGCUACAGAAUCCGAACCGACUAGCGCACCAGAACCCACCAUAGUUUCCGAAUCAGAAACUACUCCAGAAAUCGAAUCUACCGUUGAAAUAGAAUCUGGCAUUGAUAAACAAUCUGCUGUGGAACCGUUGUCUGCCACAGAACCGGCAACAACCUCCGUUGAAGACGACAUUGCAAAUAAUGACGUAAAGAUGACAACAGAAUCGCCUCAUAUGACAACAAUACAAUCCCAUUUAGAAUCAGACGUUGAAAACUCCAAUCAGCCAGAUUCCACUGAUAAAUCAAUGUCCCGCGAUGAUAUGUAUACUGAACCACCUACACAAAUAUCAAUUUUAAAUGAUGCAAACGGCUCAACUGACGUACCUAAUAAAAAUCAAGUAAGUGAUAUACCAUUACAUGUGAUACCUUUAAAACCUAAGAACGAAUACGAAUCGACGACAGUAGAAUCUUAUAAUAAGGACAACGAAAUUACAACCACUGAGAUGAGUUUUACUACCUCGAAUUAUGAAGGUAACAAUGGAAAUUAUAUGACUAAAUUUGAAGAUAGCGAAAAAUCUAUAAAUGGAGAACAAACACACAGCUCUGGCCUUCAAGAAGAUGAACAAAUAGAUUCUAAUACGGAAACAAAUAUUGAUACAAGUGUAAAUAAUGUUCAAAAUGAAAGAUCCUCGACUACUGAGAAUAAUUUAAUGAUUGAGCAGUCAAGCACUACCUCACAUGUUUCUGAGCAGAUUGAUUCAACCACCGCGUCAAUUACCACACCGAUGAUGCCAACAGAAGACAAAACGGAAUCAGUUAUUAAGUCAACGCUCAGUGACAAAUAUUUCCAUACAAUAGAAAUUAAUGGUGUGAGUAAUAGAAGCCCAGAAUCGUACAACGGUGGAAAGAUGUACGAAACGACUAUGAUACCAGAGACUACUUCAGCCGAUACGUCGAUUCAGUCGGGACACGUGCUCCAACCUGUUUUGCAGCCCGAAUCUGACGCGCAAGAUUCGAACGAGAAGAACGUCAUCGAGCAUAUGCCAACGACGGUCUUUCCUAAAGUGCCGAAAAACUUCGCUCACAACGUGGAGCCGUUGGUGGAACCUAUCGUGAAAUCCGCGGACGACGAGCAUAUCAUGAUGAUACCGCUAUCCGAUCAACCUACGACCAUUUCUCACGCGAUAAUUCCGCAACUCAUUCCCGAGCAAAGCGUAAAAACCGCGAAUACAUCGGAAAAUUCGACAACAGAAGACAACAAUAAGAUAGCAGUCAAUGAGAAUCUCGACACGAAGAAGCCCGCUGAAAACCCGAGUUCAAUCGAAUCGUCCACAGCGCGUGUCGACGAGAAUGUCGUUUACACGAAUAACAGUGACCACACAGUCCGCCCUGAGGACGCUCAAGAGCACUCAACGAGCCACCCUCUUCACCCAGCGAUCUUCCCGGAGAACUCGGUGGAUCACUUCGCCGGGAAAUCCGAUAUGGGCGACGAUCGACAUGUGGACGACAUGUCGCCGUUCUUGCCGGACGUUCACAAGGAGAAGGAAAACGCGAAGAAAGCGCCACGGCUGGACAAGGACGAGCAGAAUGUUCCUAAUCCUUUCGAGACUUCUAUCGACGACGUUAUAACGCAUCGGCCAUUGAUGCACUCUGAGGACGCGGGAGAUGCGUGGCGUGGAAUGAACGAAACCGAAACCAAAGACUUGUUGAACGACGUGAACUCGCACUCGGCGAGCGACAAGAAGAAGGCAGAUCUCGCGAAAAAUACUGAAGAGAGCCCGAAGGCGAACGACGUGGAUGACUCGAGCAAUGGCGCUAAGGAUACCACCAAGAACGACUUAGACGUCGGUGAAGUCGUCAACGACACAGAGUCGAAGACUCAAGACGGUUUCGCAGAAUCGAGCGAUAAGAGUUCAUCUGUGGAGAAUAACGAGACCCUAAAAGUGAUACCGCUGACGACGGAGAGUAGACCAGUGAACGAGAUUUCUCAGAGCAAGGUGCAAUCGGCGGAUCACGCGAUUACGUCAUCGGAUGAAGCGACUCCUUCCGCCGAAAAAGCCCAGGAAACAGUCGCAGGUUCCGUAGUGCGAAGUGGCACGAUCAGCUCGGAGAAGCUGGAAGAGAAUGCCGUGGAGGAUCAGUACAACGACAUUACGGAUGAAAGCUUGUCCAAGGGAUAUCGACAUGACGGCGAUGGCAAGAAUAUCCCGGUUAAAAUCGCAGAGCAACCCAAAAAAGCUGUCUUAAAUGACGUCGGCCGGCUAGAGGUACCUGACAAAACGAGCACAUUCGAUAGCACCGCAAAGGAAAAGAACGAGACGAACGAGGAGACAUCUCCUGAAACAAGUCCAACGACUACGAUGGAAAGUCUCUCGGACAGACAAGCGGAAGACGCCAAGCUGACCACGCAAGAACCCGUGUUACCGAUGGAGAUCCAGCAAGAUAUAUCGACGACAGUAGCGACUGACAAAGUUGAAACCACCACUAUGAUUGACGUUAACAAGCCGGAGGAAAGUGACACGGAGUCGCCGAACGUUUCUCAGUCUGAUGAGAAAGACACUAUUACAACGGCGCAGAUUACAACAACCCAAUCGACAGUGGAAACCAAGACAACAGCUCAAAUCCCAAUUUUGCCCGAGGAGCUGCAAACAACGGAAAGCGACAUGUUAACGACAACGACGGCGCGGUCAAGCGAAGAGAAGGAAACAAAGACUGACAAAGCAGAAGUAUCAACGGAGGUCGUUAAAGACGAAACGACGGAGAAAGGGCGGGAAAUUGACGAGAAGGAAAAUGCUGUGACCCACAGCGUCGAGAUGGAUACCAACGUAAACACGUCAUCGGAGACGUCCUCGGAGAAGAACAUGGCGGCUACGAAGAUGUAUGAGAAUAACGUGAGCGUGGAGACCGGCCGAAAAAUGGAACAGGAUGAAGAUGAGCGAAACAAGACAACGUUCGAGAACUCGACGGAGAGCGUAAGGAUGGAGACCACUAUGGCGAUGUCCACAGAAAAGAGUCCUACGAGUGGCGGCGUAGAGCGAACCACACUAAUGUCCAACGACGUCACCACCACAGAGGACGUCCGACCGGUAACGGAAAUGUUGGACGACACGCAGCCUAUGAUAGAAUUCGACUAUAGAACGCUGUACAUGACGACGACGUCGAGGCCGAUUCAGCUGGUUUCAGAAGAGCUAUCUGAAGAGGAUCUCAGAGUGAUACCGUUGGAACGAAAUCACGAGAACAAAAAAAAGUCGGUCGACAAGAAGGGCUUCGACAAGUAUAAAUACAAAAAAGAGAAGGACCUGAGCUUGGAGGAGUCCGAGGAGGAGAACGUGUUGACGGAGAACCCCGACCCAACGACUCUCUCCCAAACGGAAUCGCCGAAGGUGACUAUCAGCUCCUACGAGGAGUUGAGCGACAGCGCGGUAAGCUCCGACUUGGAUCCAAGCGUGCCCAGGUAUAUCGUGGCCGACAAGGAAGGCAAUAUCUUGCCGAUAAGUCCGGAGGCGGUUUACGAAAGCAAAAAGGCGCCUGCGGAGAUGAAACCCAAGAAUUAUCCCAGCUUCAUACCCGUGUCGGAGGAGAUAAUCGAGCCGGUGCCAGUCACGGAGCCCUACAUAGUCAUGCGGAAUUACACCUACCAUCGACCGGCGAUCGCAAUAGGCGCUUUCGGAACGGAAAGCGUGAUUGCGAAAAGCGAGACGGCAGGUGAAGGUCGCGCGACGGGCGACCCAGAAACCGACCAACCUCGGACCGUCGCCGACGCGAAAGUGAAUGAAACCGCCGGACAACCUGUCGCCUUUUCCUCGGAUCAAUCGCCGAGUGGCGCGGGAGCAGAAGUGGAUCGCAUUGCGAAAGACUCGCCCAACAUGCGAAUCGCGCAGUCGGACGCGGGGAACACGAGCCUCGUUGGCAAUGCUGCGACACCUACCUCGCACCUGCCCGAUGUGCUAUACUCCAAGUGCACCGCGGGUCAAUUCCAAUGCGUUAACGGCACAUCCCGGGACGGUGCGUACUGCGUCGCAUUGUCGGCCAAAUGCGAUUCCGAGAUGGACUGCUCCGACGGCUCGGACGAGCUGAAUUGCCGGGAGGAAGGCUGUCCGGGUAACUUCCAGUGUGUCAGCGGACAGUGCCUGAGGAGGCACCUCGUGUGCAACAAGAUCCUGGACUGCGACGACGGCAGCGACGAGCACGACUGUAACCUGUGGAAGUGCCAGCACGACGAAUUCAAAUGUCCUAGUGGAAGAUGCAUUCCGGCAUUAUGGCAAUGCGACGGCCGACCCGACUGCGAGGGUCACCAGGACGAGUACAAUUGCGCCGUGAGUUGCGGUAACAACGAGUACCUCUGCCCGACGGAGAAGUGGUGCAUUCCGCAAACAUGGCACUGCAACGGAAUGAACGAGUGUAUCAACGGAGAGGACGAGAAACUGUGCGACUGUGCUCUGGAUCAUUUCAAGUGCCAAACCGGCGGAUGCGUUCCACUGACUCAAGUCUGCGACGGAAUCGAGAAUUGUCCGGACCAUUCGGACGAGUGGGGCUGUCUGACUGCCAGUAUCAUCGAGAAAAAUCUAACUGAUACCAAUGCCGGAGACGACAAAGCGAGUGAAUUAACCGACGGCGUAUCGCUGUUGAAGAUAAGGCAAUACGACGAAGAUCGACUAGUCUGUUCGGACGGAUGGAGUGAAGAAUUCAGCGAUUCUUAUUGUCGAGCUUUGGGAUUUGCCGGUGCCGAGACGACCGAGUUGUCCAUAUGGAACAAUAGUCAGAAAAUCUUAAGACUGAAGACGAAUCCGCACCCUCGCAGGCCGCUAGUCACGAACUUAGAACGAGUAGAAUUCUGCGUAUCGGGCAAAAUUGUAGGAAUUUCGUGCCAAGAGUUCUCUUGCGGCCUGCAUAAUGCGGAAGGACCGACCGCGAGAUUGGCUGGUGGAACACCGGCCAGUGAUGGACAAUGGACCAGUGUGGCUUUAUUAAAGGAGCUAAAACACGGUGCCGCUUGUACAGCUAGUAUACUUGGCCCUAUGCAUGCUUUGGCUAGCUAUUCCUGCAUUUACAGAUACAAAGAGAGAAGCGGAUGGGAACUGUUCGCCGGUGGGAAUAUGCUGAAGGUACACCACGUGAAAAAUAUCGUGCCCUAUCCGCAAGUGAAGUAUAAUCAAUUCCGGUACAACAAUGACAUCGCCUUAAUCGAAUUAGAGGAGCCGUUAGUAUUCUCUAGAAACGUCAGUGCCGUUUGCCUGCCCAGACAACCUAUCCAGCCGAGACAGAUUUGCGUGACGGCAGGAUGGGGAUUUCCUAUGAAUGGCGAAAUAAAUCUACAACAAUAUCUCAAAUUCCUGCCUAUUCCGACGUACGAUUCCGACAAUUGCAACACCACGAGUCAUUAUGCAGGAUUUAUCACGGAACACGACAUAUGCGCUGGAUUCACCGAUACUAAUAAAGGCCCUUGUUAUAACGACGAAGGAGCGCCUCUGAUGUGCGCCAGUGAAUCGCAGAACACAUCGGAACGAUGGGAAAUUCAAGGUCUACUCAGUUAUCACAGUAGAUGCUCAAGAGGUCAUCCAGCAAUCUACUCGAGCUUAGAGCCAGCGCUUUCGUGGCUACGCGAAUCAGUGCCAGCUUUGCGAACGCAAAGCUAAAUCGCUAUUUUGCCAAUUUUUUCGAAGUUCACGAAACAUUUCGAAGUUCACGAAACUUAACCGACGAGAGAUUAAAACAUUGACGUUUUGAUCUACGGUGGAUAAUCGAACACGCACAAAAAUUAAAACAUUAUUUGAUUAAAUGACUUCUUUUUUUAUAUAAAUGUAAAUAUGAGGAAAUGUAUUUGACGAAUUUUAUCGAUUUGCGAUAUCCGUGUAUUUUGUAAGAUAUUUUUUAUUCUUCUGUAAUAUGUAUUCUAUAAAAUCUAUAUAAAAAAAGAGAACCACGCGUUCCGCGUCGUUUACGAUCUAAAUAAAACAUGGUUUUAUGCGCUCGUCGGUUAAGUGUCAAAUGGGAGUAGCAUAUGAAAAAACUCUUUGAUAUUCGAUCACAUAGAAUGGUAAAGCAAGUAAAAGCGAAAUGUUCGAUAAUUAUGUUAAAGUAUUGUUGAAAUCUCGACUUCAAUUAUUUUUAUCGAUUAACGCAACGACACGACGUAUCCGCUUUCGCUUGCCUUAUAUCAUGCGAUUGUAAAUUAGAGAGUUCUCAUUUUUACGAACAAGAAAAAUUAACGAAAGAAUCAUCGCAAGAUAAGAAUUCGGUCUGGAAUCUCUUAACUUUCUCCGUAAAAUUGCACCAAAAAAUUUUAAACACCCGCAUGCAUACACAUAUGUGCAAUUUUUUCAAAUUUAGACAUUCCUUCUUCAUAUUUCUCAAUCUAAAUGUUCCUAUUAAUAUCACAGGAGAUAUUUUUUUAAUAAUUCUCAAAUCUCAUUGCCGUUGUUAAAUGAUAAAAUGAAAAAUAAACAUUUUAAUUUCGUAAAAGACAAAAAUUGUGACGGCAUAUGUAGAGAAAAUCGAAGACGAUGAAAUUAUACUGAUUUACAAUUAAGUAAUCAUUAUGUAAAUACUGUAUAAAGUAAACUGUUUAUUAUCGAUAAUGUGGUAUAUAAGAGUUUAUUAGUGAAAUGGGUCUCGUUAAACAUUUUCUGUACGUAAAAAAUUCCGAUACGUAUCGUUACAAAAAAAUAUUCAUAAUUGCCAAAUGAAAUUAAAAACAAAUUGUGAUAUCUCGGACAUUCAAACACAACGUACUCUAUAUAUCAAUUAAAAAAUAAUUAUUUAAGAUUUAAGAUAAGAGACCAAUACACAUAUACAUGUCCGAUUAUAUGAGAAUCGACAGUUUGUCUCAGAGAUCCUAAAUAAGGAUUCCUGAAAUGAACAAUGGAUAGCAUAAGUAGUAGAUAGGAUAAAUGUAUAUAAUAUGAGUAUUUUAAUAAAAUGCAUUGUUAUAGAGA